AUGAAAUGGAACAUUGUUAUCCUUAGUAGUUCAAUAGUAUCAUCAGAUUGGUUAGAAUCCUUUGCAUGUUUAACUGCUACACAAAUUCAUGAUGAAUUAACUACUGCUUAUGGACAAGGUGUUGUUUCAUAUCGUACAGUUGCUCAUUGGAUUCAUCGAUUUUCAAGUGGACGGGAGUCGUUAGAAGAUGAUUCUCGAAGUGAUCGUCCAAUAGCCAUCAUUACUCAACAAAAUAUUGAUGCUGUUAAAGACCUGGUGCAAGAUGAUCCUCAUAUUAGUACUGAUUAUACUGCUGACAUCUUAGAUAUAUCACAUGGUAGUGUGUAUAUCAUUCUCAAGGAACACCUAAAGUUAAAAAAAAUAUCGUCAAGAUGGGUACCUCAUAAACUCACUCCAACACAACAACAACGACAUAUGAAUGAUAUCGUUUUUAAAUAUCUUCAAGAAGAAAAAAUCAAAGUUAUGGCUCAUCCACCAUACUCACCAGAUCUUGCUUCUUCAGACUUUUGGUUGUUCAGACUUUUGGUUGUUCAGUUGUCUGAAACGUAG
Messenger RNA from Rotaria sp. Silwood1, 549 nucleotides. The record is from the annotation of a GenBank genome assembly. Lineage: Eukaryota; Metazoa; Rotifera; Eurotatoria; Philodinida; Philodinidae.